Tinamus guttatus (white-throated tinamou) is the source of this 813-nucleotide messenger RNA. The record is from RefSeq and is a predicted model, not a curated record. NCBI's taxonomy places the organism in Eukaryota, Metazoa, Chordata, Aves, Tinamiformes, Tinamidae.
CACCUCCAGGAAAUCCCGUCCUCCAGCAGCAAUGUUUGCACCAGCUUCACGUGGGACUGGGACUCCAGCAAGACGUCGGAGCUGCUCUCGGGCAUGGGGGUGUCCAUGCUCAAGAAGGACAAGCUGGGCAACGAGAACACACCACAGGAGCUGCUGCUCUCGCCCUGCCCUCCGCACAAGCGCCAGAAGGUCAAGGAGAAGGAGAGAGACUUUGUGAUCGUGCGCCGGCCCCGGCUGCUUCGCGAGGCAGAGCCAGGUGUUUCUUGGGAUGCGCUUCCAGAUGAGUUGCUAUUGGCAAUCUUUGCAUAUUUGCCCCUAAAUGACCUGCUAAAAGUUUCCCUGAUUUGCAAGAGAUGGCGUCGUCUCUCGUUUGAUGAAUCUCUCUGGCAGACUCUGGAUCUGACUGGCAGGAAUCUGCUGCCAGGAGUCAUCGGUCACUUGCUGCCUGCGGGUGUUACUGUUUUCCGCUGCCCGAGAUCCUGUAUUGGGAAUCCACUGUUUAAAACCAGCAAACCACUCAGAAUUCAACAUAUGGAUUUGUCAAACUGCACAGUGACUAUUGCAGAUCUGCAGAGUAUCCUCUGUCGAUGUGAGAGGCUGCAGAACCUGAGCCUGGAAGGGCUAGUUCUUUCUGAUGACAUCAUCAAGAGCAUUGCUCAGAAUCCCAGUCUGAUACGACUAAAUCUCUGUGGGUGCUCAGGGUUCUCUGCAGAAGCCCUGGAGUUGAUGUUGAGCAGCUGUACUGAAUUGAAGGAGCUGAACUUGUCCUGGUGCAACUUCACAGCUGCCUACGUCAAAGCAGCAGUCACUCAU